CCUUCCUAGCUGUUGUUAGGGAGAAAUCACCAAAGCUUCCCGAAGUCUCGCGAGAGGACAGCCGUUGCCCCGGCAACAAGCGGCCUGCUCUCUGUGGAGAGCGUGGCUGCGGCCGCAGAAUUAAGAUGGAGUUUCCACUGGCCCUGUGGUCGCCCGGUGCCUGGAGGACAUCCUAAAACACUCUCCGGGCAGGGGUGGGACGACCGGCGGGCUUGAAGAGGCCAAGGGAGCGAGGCGGGCAGCGGGCGCGCCGCUCAGGCAGGGGAGCGCGGGAGAUGAGCCCCUCGGCGCGGGGCGGCGCGGGGCCCGCGUGAGUGAGGAGGCUCCGCGCGGGUCCCGCCCCGGGACAAGGCCUGGCGCGACCGCACGCCCCUCGCUCGCCGCUUCUGGCGGGGACCGGCGCCCGCGGGCUCCCUGCGCCCAGCGCUAGCACACCUCGUCCGCGCACGUAAGGAGUCGCCUCGGUAAUUUCGAGCUGUCAUCCGGGGCUGAAGCUUCGGUCUCCGUCCUGAGAUGUCACCUAGAGACAGCUCUCCCGGUCGCAGUUGUUUAUGAUGAAACUUCGCGAGGCCUUCUGUGCAGUCCGCCCCCCCCAGAACACGCUCUUCUGUAAACGUAAACCCGGGGCUGUGAAAGGUUUUUGUCCGUGGUGUGCGGUCCACGCUCCUAAAGUCUCGUCUCGCUUUUAGAGAGAACGUAACCCGGUAGUUGAAAAACUGGUAAAUUCUUUUGGUAUCCUCCAAAGUGUAAAAGCUUGGCAAGGAUUAUUUCAUUGCAAAUCAGAAAAGAGGAAACGUAUACUUUAAAACUGUAUUGUCCCCAAAGGCACAAUCACCAGCAAGUGUAUCAGGAGGAAAAUGUCAUUUUAGUACAAUGGCAAUUUCAAGCUUGCAUAGAAGCAACAGUGAUCAUCUCCAGCAGGACCUUCUGGUAGCUGUUGGUGUCAAUGAAUUUAGAAGUUAAAUAUACGAAAUUUUACAGCCUAUCCACAUAAUAAAAGAAAUUUCAAGGAAGACACUAGAAGAGAUGUCAGAAGAUUCAGAAGAGGAAGACUAUUCAGAUAGAAGUAUCAGUGAUGACGAUGAAGAUGAAUUGGAUGAGGAUUCAUUCAUGAAAUUUGUAAGUGAUGAUAUUCAUCGGUGUACACUGCUAGCAGCUGAUUCUAUUGGUGACCCAUUCUUCCCUCGGACUACACAGAUUUUAUUGGAGUAUCAACUAGGAAGAUGGGUACCACGCCUUCGAGAACCCCGAGAUUUAUAUGGUGUCUCUUCUUCUGGUCCACUGAGUCCAACACGGUGGCCAUACCACUGUGAGGUCAUUGAUGAAAAAGUUCAGCAUAUUGAUUGGACUCCUUUUGUUCCUGAGCCAGUGUAUGUGCCAACAGGACUGGAAAUAGAACCUGUUUACCCAAAUUCCAAGGAAGACACUGUGGUUUAUCUCGCUGAAGAUGCUUACAAAGAGCCCUGUUUUGUGUAUUCCCGAGUCGGGGGUAACCGAACACCCUUGAAACAACCUGUGGAUAGCUGUGACGACACGUUGGUGUUUGAAGCAAGGUUUGAGAGUGGUAAUCUACAGAAGGUAGUCAAAGUUGCAGAUUAUGAAUACGAGUUGACUGUGCGCCCAGACCUCUUCACAAAUAAGCACACUCAGUGGUACUAUUUCCAGGUCACUAAUACCCAAGCAGAAAUAGUCUACAGAUUCACUAUUGUCAACUUUACCAAGCCUGCUAGUCUUUACAAUCGGGGUAUGAGACCACUUUUCUAUUCUGAAAAAGAGGCCAAAACCCAUAACAUUGGCUGGCAGAGAAUAGGAGACCAAAUCAAGUAUUAUAAAAAUAACCUUGGGCAAGAUGGGCGCCAUUUUUUUUCUCUUACGUGGACAUUUCAGUUUCCACACAGCAAGGAUACCUGCUACUUUGCUCACUGCUACCCAUACACUUACUCCAACCUUCAAGAAUACCUUUCUGGCAUCAACAGUGACCCAGUAAGAUCAAAGUUUUGUAAAAUACGUGUCUUGUGUCACACACUUGCUAGAAAUAUGGUGUAUGUCUUGACAAUAACUACUCCCUUGAAGACUAGUGACUCAAAGCGCAAGGCUGUGAUUUUGACUGCAAGGGUCCAUCCAGGAGAGACCAACAGCUCUUGGAUCAUGAAAGGCUUCCUAGAUUAUAUUUUAGGAGACUCGAGUGAUGCACGCUUGCUUCGGGACACUUUCAUCUUCAAGGUGGUACCCAUGCUGAAUCCAGAUGGCGUGAUUGUGGGAAAUUAUCGAUGUUCCUUAGCUGGACGGGAUUUAAACCGUAAUUACACAUCUCUCCUGAAGGAGUCUUUCCCUUCUGUUUGGUAUACAAGGAACAUGAUCAAUAGGUUAAUGGAGAAACGAGAGGUUAUUUUAUAUUGUGAUCUUCAUGGUCAUAGUAGGAAACAGAACAUCUUCAUGUAUGGUUGUGAUGGUAGCAGCAGAUCAAAAACGAAAGGAUUAUACCUACAACAACGGAUCUUUCCACUCAUGCUGAGCAAAAAUUGCCCAAAUAUAUUUUCCUUCUCAGCUUGCAAGUUUAACGUUCAGAAGAGCAAAGAGGGGACAGGAAGGGUUGUAAUGUGGAAAAUGGGCAUCAGGAACAGCUUCACACUGGAGGCCACCUUCUGCGGAUCUACUCUGGGCAAUAAACGAGGCACUCAUUUCAGCACGAAAGACUUAGAGUCGAUAGGAUUUCAUUUCUGUGAUUCUCUAUUGGACUACUGUGAUCCUGACCGGAGCAAAUAUUAUCAGUGCCUGAAAGAAUUAGAAGAAAUGGAAAAACACAUGAACCUCGAAAGAGCCUUGGAUGAUUCAGAUACUUCUCUAGUAGAAAUUUCUUUGGAUGUAGAGUCUAGUAGUCGAGGCUCUGACAGCUCAGAGUCCAAUGACACUCAGACUUAUCUUCUGAAGGUGACCUCUCAGGCAAGAAACAAGAAAAAGUAUCUGAAAACAAAGAGGGAAAGAAAUGCCAUCCUAGCAGACCACCAGAAUAACACACUAGAGGUUUAUGGCAAAGCACAUUUACUCCAAAGACACGAAGAAUCAAAUUCUGAUGGGAAAGAUCCAAGGGCAGAUGCACCAGAUGUCUAUGUGGCUCACUGUUUCAGAAGAUCAUUGCCUAACCAAGGCCUGGUGAAAAUUCAUGGACAAAGGUUUUAUCCCCGAAAAACACGGUCCAGCUCCCGACGUAUCAUUAAAAGUCUUAGCAAAGACCACCGGACAUAUAUUUUAGAAACUUGUAAGAAUCCAAUCCAGGAAGUUCAGUCCAGAGGAAUUGAUAUAUAUGAAAGUUGUUUCAAAGUAGCAUCCUUGAAAUGUCCUAUGAACAAAAGACCUUCAAAUUGGAUUGAGAAGACAAGGAUACCAACAGAGUCACAUCACCAAUUGAAAAACAAAGCAAAAAGAUGCACAUCUUUCCAAAGCAAGAGGACUGGCACAAAUUGGACAGAUGAUGAGAAACGAAUUUACAGGGACAAAAGAAUAGCUCAAACUCAGGAAAUAUUACAAUAUUUACUCCCUAUCGUGGAGUCCUCUCAAAGCAUGAAAUCUACUCAAAUGACCGAUCUAGUCAACCCGAGAGUCGACUUCCAACAACAUCAACUUAUUCCAACUGCUUGCAUAAAUAGAAGAUACAGAACACCUUGGACAGCAACCAGAAAUCUCCCUUUUAAAACCCAAAGGCAUCUUAUGACAGACACAUCUGAAUGGCUCCAGACUGUGCCCCAGGGGUCAUUUGAAAGUUUGUCACCUCUCUGCAAUCUUCAGAAGACAAAACAUUUUGAACUCUGGACCAAAAAGGCUAAGAAUGUGCAGCUUGCCACCAGCAAAUGGAAGACUGUUCCCUCAAGCUCUAAAAUGGAUGCCAAUAUCAUCAGAGGAAACAGUCUUCUUCAGCCUAGAGAAUCCACCGUGAGGAACUCUGAGCAGAGAAUUCCUUACCUAACCAAAAGCAGCAAGAACCCCAGUGAGGAUGUCCCGCUCACCUUCCAGCUGAAGUUCCACAGGAACAGUUAACUGGGCUGACAGUUCUUCCAAGGACUCUGGCUGAGCAAGAUGUGCUGGCACAGUUAAACAACAAACAAACAAACAAACAAAAAACCACAGCAGCCCUCUCCCAGCCCUCUCCCUCCCCGUUCACAUGCAUAGGUGGCUGCUGUACUACUGAGUUUUACAAAUCCCAGCUUCCUUAGAGGAAACAUCUUUCAGAGAUUUUUUAAAAAUCCAGAGAAAAUAUAGAAAAGUUUAAAACAUAUAUUUAAUUUGUAUCAAUAUGGGAAAGAGCUCAAAACUUUUGAUUUCUUCCAAAAUUAUGUAUGCAUAUAAUGCCCAAAAAUUCAGACUUCAAGAAAGGAAAGACAUGCACUAAUAAUGAUUUUAGCCUAUUAGUCACUUCGAUGAGUCAUCAGCCAACAUCGUUUCCUGCAUUUCUUUUAUAUAGUUGGUGUAUUAGAGAGCCGGGCAUGGAAGCGUGUACUAGCAGUCCCAGAACUUGGGAGGUGGGAAUAGAAGGAUCAGGCUCUCAAGACUAGCUUGGGCAACAUUUAAAGACAAGAUAAUAAAUCCUAAUACUCCCUGACAAGGAAUGCAUUGUACAACACUAAUUUGUGUGCCUCCGGGUGAUAAAAUAGCACAUAUUAAAAGACACUACUUGCACAGACCACAAAAGGUGGAACCAAAUGACAUGGACAUACAUUAUGGCUCCAAAGUCAUUUCACCGCUCAUAAUUAAACAAUGUUGUAAACGAUUAGAAGUCACAAGUCUUCCAGAGCCAGCGAAGGUGCCCCUCCAGCCAUCUCUUCAAGCGGAGACUUCAGGAACAAGUCCUACACCUUACAUCUGUCCUAAGGUGGUAAGCACUCAGGUCUGGGGGUACAAGCUACAAUCCUGCAAGUUUGCACAGGAACCUGACUCAGGAACCUGACAAGUUCAACGCUCACCUGGGCUACAAUGUGAGUUCAAGAGCAGUCUCAGCAACCUAAUUUGGUCUCUAACCAAAAGGCUAAACAAAGAGGAGGGAAAUUAGGCUUGAAGAGAACUACCUGCCUAGUGUAGGGAAGCCCUAGCUCACACUUCAGUAUCAUGCAGAUAAACAGACAGGGAGCUCAAGGAGGGGUCCUGCAGCUUGC
Molecule: messenger RNA, 5147 nt
Organism: Apodemus sylvaticus (European woodmouse)
Lineage: Eukaryota; Metazoa; Chordata; Mammalia; Rodentia; Muridae
Gene: Agbl3
Product: AGBL carboxypeptidase 3
Exons: 19
Coding region: 1027-4035 (1002 amino acids)
Biological process (GO): proteolysis
Molecular function (GO): zinc ion binding; metallocarboxypeptidase activity
Source: RefSeq, a predicted model, not a curated record